Molecule: messenger RNA, 2437 nt
Organism: Nerophis ophidion (straightnose pipefish)
Lineage: Eukaryota; Metazoa; Chordata; Actinopteri; Syngnathiformes; Syngnathidae
Product: gastrula zinc finger protein XlCGF48.2-like
Exons: 3
Coding region: 316-1884 (522 amino acids)
Biological process (GO): regulation of transcription by RNA polymerase II; central nervous system development
Cellular component (GO): nucleus
Molecular function (GO): RNA polymerase II cis-regulatory region sequence-specific DNA binding; DNA-binding transcription factor activity, RNA polymerase II-specific
Source: RefSeq, a predicted model, not a curated record
AACACGGCGAGGACAAAGCAAGAUGGCGUCUGACGGUGAAGACGUUAUUGCAGUCGUCACAGUUCAGUGUUCUUAAUCUGUGCCUCCAUGUACACAUAUAUGUCCUUUAUUACACUCUAGUAAAUAGAGUAAACAUCGUUAAUAACUGUUUGCAUCCGGUUAUAUUAGUCUGAGCGCACUUUGAUGCUUCUCGAGCUAGCUUAGCCUGCUAGUUAGCUUAGCUUGUUAGCUGCUAACAAAGAGAGGCGGAAGUGAUCAAAACACAUCACUAAGUAGAGAUCAAGUGUGAGUGUAAAGUGUUGUGAUUGUGUGAAAAUGUGCCAAAGAACCAUAGCAGAGUACGAGGAGGAACUUUGUCCAACAAAAGAGAAGGAGCGACAACAUGAAAAACAUCAAGUUGUGUUACACAGAACAGACAUCCGUCAGCUGAUUGGACACCAAGAAGAAUGUCUCCCUCAUCUGCAGGGGGACAGUUUCACUUUAGAGUAUCCACAGCCCUCACAUUUUAAAGGGGACAAGGAGUAUCCACAGCCCCCCUAUUUUAAAGAGGAAGAGAGGGGAGAUUUUCCUGUAGGGCAGGAGGAGGCUGAUGUCAGCAAGUUUCCACUGACUGUUGUCUCUGUGAAGACUGAAGAGCAUGAAGACAAACCACCUGAGUCCUCACAGCUUCAUCACAGUCCAAACGUUGAAGAAGAACCUCUACCCCAUGAGCAGGAGAAGGAACCACAGUCCCCCAACAUACGCGAGAAAGAAGAGGUACCACAUUCCCAGCACAGCAAAGAGGGAGGAGAGGAGCCACAUCCCCCCCACAUUAAAGAGGAAGGCGAGACGCCACAGACCCAUAAUGUUAAACUGACCCUUCACAUUAAAGGGCAAGCGGAGGACCCACUGAUCUUACACAUCAAAAAUGAAGAGGAUGACCCACUGACCCCUCACUUUAAGGAGCAAGAGAACCUACUGACCCCUCACAUCAAAAAGGAAGAGGAGGACCCACUGACACCCUACUUUAAAGAGGAAGAGGAGGACCAAGAGGUGCCGCACAUUAAAGAGGAAGAGGAGGAAGAGGGCAUCAGUCAGCCUAAAUGGUUGGAGGAGUUCCCAGUGACUGGUGUCCCUGUGAAGAGUGAAGAUGAUGAGGUGAAAGGUGAAAGUGAGGAGAGGGGAGGGGGGGAGCCUCCAAGCAGCAGCUCAACACAACACAUGACAACAGAAGCUGAUGGAGACCACUGUGGAGGAUCACAAGCAGACAAGCUCUUAGCUCCACUAUCAGAUAGUGAGGACACAACGUCACACUCUCCUGACACUGAUGAUGAAGACUCUAAAGAUGAUAAGACAUGUCACACUGACAACACUCACUUCACAUCUUCUCUCUGUCACAAAACUUUUAAAUAUCCUAGUAAAUUGAAAAGACACAUGAGAAAACACACUGGAGAAAAACCUUUUUCAUGUUCAAACUGCGGUAAAGAUUUUACUCAGAGGCCAGAUUUUAAAGUACACAUGAGAACACACACUGGUGAAAAAUAUUUUUCUUGUUCAACCUGUGGUAAAGGUUUUACAGAAAGUCAACAUUUGAAAGUACACAUGAGAACACACACUGGUGAAAAACCUUUUUCAUGUUCAACCUGUGGUAAAGGUUUUACAGAAAGUCAGAAAUUGAAAGUACACAUGAGAACACACACUGGUGAAAAGCCUUUUUUCUGUUCAAUCUGUGGUAAAGGUUUUACAAGAAGUACAGAUGUGAAAAGACACAUGAGAACACACACUGGUGAAAAAAUCGCAUUCCUGUUCAAUCUGCAACAGAAGCUUUUGUCGACAAUCAAAGCUUGUAGCACACAUGAGAAGACACCCAGGAGAGAAAGUGUUGAGUUGCAGUGUGUGUGGUGAAAGAUUGUCUUCUAAGUACCAGUGUAAGAAACACAAGUGUGCUGGUGAGAACAGCAGCAGCAAAUGAAACUGCAGGAUUUGAAAUAAACUGUCCAGACUUUCAUUUUGACUUCCUAACAACAUCAGCACAUAUAACAUGUGUGACAUCAUUGUUGUGUGUGUAACAAUCUGGUUAAUAUGAGUCUACAUUUAUAGAUUGGAUAGUUUGAAAUAUUGAAGUGUGACAUAUUUGUAUUUGUAAUUAUUAAUAAUCCCAUAGAUUAUCACCAUUAUAUGAUAUACAUAUGUACUGGUUCACAUCUGAAACAUCUUCUGGACCACUUCAGGAAGCAUAUUAUUAUUUACUUUAUACAUCAUUUGAACAGUUGUCAUUUAUACAAUUUUAAAAUGUGUGACUUUAUGAAUCAUUUGUUGGGUCUCUAUAAUCCAUUUUAUUAAUCAUCUUUACUACUCUCUUUUGUAAUAUGAUGAUUGUGUUGUGAUUUUUUUAUACUUUAACUUAAUAUGUAUGUACUUGUACGUUUAUGCAAUAAAAAGUGAGAGAAAAUGGCUG